GUCAAUGACCUGAGGUAGUUUAUAUAUGGAAUGUCCAUCGUGAGAAAAACCGCUCAAGGUUGUUGGAAGAGAGGUGGUUUCAAUGUUAGGCUGACCUUUGCUUCGUAUCUUUCUGUUGUGUCUAACGUUUAUGAGAUAUGAUUGUGCCGACUCCUAGUUUCAAUAUCGUUUACCGCAUUCUACAUCUACUUUCUGUGCAUUCAUAUUCUACUGUGAAAUCGUCGCUCUAAUUAGCUGUUUGGUCAUUAUAUUUCUUUUCCCUUCUCCGUUAUAAAUGGCUAUAAAUACCGGAAAUACGAAAUUUCGAAUGGUGAAUGUUGACCAGUUGACUGAACCAACAUUUCAGGAUGAAUUAACGGAGGAUAUUAAACCGUCUAGGUUGAAUAUUUCUGAAAUCAAUAGUUUAAUCUCGAGUGGAAAGUCUACAGAUGCUAUUUUGAACAUAUUACAAAAUGCACCAAUUAAUUCAAAAGAUCAACAAACUAAGGAUACAGUAUUCAAAUUGAUGAUGCGUUUGCUAUCACAAUUUAAAUCCAACCAAAAUAUUGAUGAAUUUUUGUCAUCUAUGGAUCAAGAUAAAAUUGAUUUACUUAUGAAAUAUAUUUAUCGUGGAUUUGAACAACCACAAGAGAUAAGUUGUGCAACACUGUUGACAUGGCAUGAAAAGGUGUAUACUUACGGCAAAGCUGGUUCUAUUAUGCGUGUCCUUACUGAUCGUAAACGUGUUUAAUAACCGUGCCAUAUGUAUAUGUUUGUGCCCAUGAUUUCAUGUUAUAUUUUAUAUAUGUUAUCUUUUUACUGUGUAGUUACAUAGCAAGAUAUUAUUUGUACUUUCAUCAAAAUAAAACACGAAACACUAAGUGACAGUUUUGAAGUCAAUUUAUUGACCUUUUUUAAUGCUACUUUAUAUCAUAUUUUAUUUCAGUUUUGUUUUCAAGAUUUUUUCUUACUCGAUUAGAUAAUAUACAAAGGUUAAACGGAUUCAGCUGAAAUAUUUUUUAUUUGUCUUUAUUUGACUACUUUUUGCAAUGUGCAUAUUAUUAACAUAUUUAAUCUUUGUUGAUAGUUUCAGCGAAAAUUGUAAAACGUAUAAUUCUGAUUCAUCAAAAAUUCGUUCAGCAAUUCCUUUUUAA
Messenger RNA from Schistosoma curassoni, 1133 nucleotides. The record is from the annotation of a GenBank genome assembly. Lineage: Eukaryota; Metazoa; Platyhelminthes; Trematoda; Strigeidida; Schistosomatidae.